Messenger RNA from Exaiptasia diaphana, 1522 nucleotides. RefSeq names its product leucine-rich repeat-containing protein 34. The record is from RefSeq and is a predicted model, not a curated record. NCBI's taxonomy places the organism in Eukaryota, Metazoa, Cnidaria, Anthozoa, Actiniaria, Aiptasiidae. The coding region runs from base 86 to 1270 and encodes 394 amino acids. Gene Ontology annotation, molecular function: protein binding. The transcript has 11 exons.
ACGAAAAUGGCGGACAAGAUGUAGUAUUUUUGUGUCUUUUUCUGUAAAAAUCAAGUCUUUUUCUGUAAUAAAUUUAACUUUAAAGAUGGGAGACCCAAGCUCAACCAAGGAAGAUUUCCUAAAAGCUUGUGCAGACUUACAGAAAGAACCAAACUCWGAGAUUUUGGCUAUUUUAAACUUGGCAAUCGAUGACAGCAUAAUGGAGCCGACAGAUGAGUUUCAUCUUUGUCUCCAUGGAAACAAAAGGAAUGAACGAAAUGAGAUGUACAGGCGACGUCUGGUCGAUGAGGAUGCCGAGAUUCUAUACAAGACUCUGAAAGCAAAUACUUUUGUAGUUUUGCUUGAUCUUGGGUAUAAUAACAUUGGUGACGAUGGAGCAAAAAUACUUUCUCAGCUAUUACAGGAAACGUUGGUACUUCAGUCAUUAAUAUUAAGCUACAAUGACAUAGGACCUGAUGGAGGGGAAGCCAUUGCUAAAGGACUCCAGGUCAACGAAACCCUGCGAGUGCUGAAACUUAAUGGCAAUAAAAUUGGCAACAGGGGRGGUAUGGCUAUAGCCGGCACACUWCAAGUCAAUACCGCCYUAGAGGAACUYGAUAUUUCUGAAGUUGACCUGAAAACUGAAAGUGUGAUUGCCAUGGCAACAAUACUUAAUCACAACAAUACACUUAAAAUGCUGGCGAUGAACAGACCUAUACUCUUCAGUCAUCAGGAGGAGACAACCGUUCAUCUUGCAAAAAUGCUCAAGGUCAACAUACGACUAAAAGAGCUUCACUUAACUCACUAYGACAUAAGGGACUUUGGAGCUGAAAGAAUCAAAGAACAUUUGUAUGAAAACCUGACGCUAACGCACCUUAACUUAAGCAGCAAUAAUAUUACUCGAGAUGGGGCCAAGCAGUUGGCUAUUCUACUAAAGCACAACACACCUCUGGAAGUCCUUAAUUUGGCCUACAAUAGAAUCGAAGAUGAUGGAGCCAUGGCGCUUGCCGAAGCACUUUCAGCUUACAAUACAAACCUGACAACUUUAGUCCUCUGCAAAAAUAACAUCGCAAGUCAAGGAUUAUGUGCUCUUGCCAAAGCAAUGAAGCUAAACAUCGGUUUGAUAUCAAUGUACAUAUGGGGAAACAAGCUUGAACAGCCUGCAUGUAAGGCUUUUCAGGACCUUAUCAAUGGCGCAGCACCAAGAUUAGACCCUUCAUGUACUGAUGUAGAACCUUAUAUUGUCGAUGGAGUUGUAUACUUGGCACAAGUACACAGUCCCUAUGUUUAAAUUUCAACUGCUCACSUGACUUCGUCGUUAYCGUAAGCGCGGGAAAAUUUACUAAAGUGAACUCCGAACACAAGAGCUUUCCAUAACUCAAAUUAAAUAUAAAUUCGUUGUCAGCAAAGUAGCAUUGCAAAACGAACGAUGUGAGAUGAAAUUAUAACUUAAACGAGUGGAACAUUAAUUUCGCCAUCUUAGAAGAAUAUAUCUACAACAYCGAACCUUAUGAAUAAUCAAUAAAKUCAAUCAAAUCGUUAA